UGGAAGCUGGACUACGUCAACAGGAGGAGAGGGGACCGUCCCAGACCUCCAGACGUCCUCCAGAUGUCCACAAGAGCAGAAGACUUCAUGCGUCCUUGAGAGCUUUCUGUCUCCACUGGGCUUCUUUGGGCAUCUUUUUGGGCAUCUUUGGGCAUGUCCCAUCCGUGCGUAAAAGCGACUUUGACAUAAGGAUACUAGACGUUUUACUCAUUUGUUUUCUCUCAAACUGCAGAAGAUGCUGGCAAGGAAAAGCAUCAUCCCGGAGGAGUUCGGUCUGCCGGGCCUGGCCUCCCGCAUGCCCCGCAAACCAGUGUUCAGGGACCGCGUAAACAAGGCGCGCUUCAUCGCCAAGAAUGGUUCCUGCAACCUGGCGCACAAGAACAUCCGAGAGCAGGGCCGGUUCCUGCAGGACGUCUUCACCACCCUGGUGGACCUGAAGUGGCGCUUCACCCUGGUCAUCUUCACCACCACCUUCGUCAGCAGCUGGCUGCUGUUCGCCAUGAGCUGGUGGCUGGUGGCGUUUGCUCAUGGAGACCUGACCUCCAGACCUCCAGACCCUGAAGACCUGGUCCUGUCCACCAAGAACUACUGUGUCACCGGUGUCAAGUCGUUCACCUCGGCCUUCCUGUUCUCCAUCGAGGUUCAGGUGACCAUCGGCUUCGGAGGACGAAUGAUAACGGAGGAGUGUCCGACCGCCAUCACCGUCCUCAUCAUGCAGAACAUCAUCGGACUCAUCAUCAACGCCGUCAUGCUGGGUUGUAUCUUCAUGAAGACGGCUCAGUCGAACCGGAGAGCGGAGACGCUGAUCUUCAGCCGUCACGCCGUGAUCGCCGUCAGAAACAACUGUCUGUGUUUCAUGAUCCGCAUCGGAGAUCUCAGGAAGAGCAUGAUCAUCGGAGCCACCGUCAGGCUGCAGGUGGUGAGGAAGACGACCACGCCAGAGGGGGAGGUGAUCCCCAUCCAUCAGAUCGACGUCCCCAUUGAGACCGCCGUGGCGAGCAACAGCCUGUUCCUCCUCGCCCCGCUCAUCAUCUGCCACGUCAUCGACAAAAACAGCCCGCUGUACGACCUGUCAGCCAUGGAGCUGCAGUGCAGCGACCUGGAGGUCAUCGUCAUCCUGGAGGGCGUCGUGGAGACGACGGGCAUCACCACGCAGGCCCGGACCUCCUACAUCUCUGAGGAGAUCCAGUGGGGUCACCGCUUCGUUCCCAUAGUAACGGAGGAGGAGGGCGUGUACUCCGUGGACUACUCCAAGUUUGGAAACACAGUCAAGGUAACGACGCCGCGCUGCAGCGCCAGAGAGCUGGACGAGAAGCCGUCCAUCCUGAUCCAGACGCUCCAGAAGAGCGAGCUGUCGCACCAGAACUCUCUGAGGAAGCGGAACUCCAUGCGACGCAACAACUCCAUGCGUAAAAGCGCAAGAAGCGGCGCGGGCAUGCGCCGGAACAACUCGGGCCUCCUCGCCUCGCCCAAAGUCCAGUUCUUCACGCCGUCCGAGGGCGGAGUUCAGGUUCUGAACGCCGUCACCUGACAUGAGGCCUGCCCCCUGCUGGCCGCCCUGCUCCUCCUGGCGGUGAGGAGGAUUGUGGGUGUUGCCGUUUCUCCGGCUCUGAUGGGACUCGUUCUCUUUCUGCCUCAUUUAGUCUCCCGACACUUUUUUUUAAGUGCAUGUGGAGUGAUUUAGUUCUUGUUUUAGAAUUAACUGAUCGUUUAUUUCUCCGCACUGAUGACGCCACGACAUCAAGUGUUUCAUUUUUGUUUUCUUCGUUAUCAUUAAAGCAAUAAUUACAAACAUUUGGGCCUUUAAGUCACAGUUUAACUACUAUGAGUGAGAAUCAAUCACUGUACUGUACGUGUGUGUUUUCACUUUAUAUCAUCCUUUGUGUUUGAGAAUAAAUGCACUCUCUUCAUCUGAA
Messenger RNA from Anoplopoma fimbria (sablefish), 1916 nucleotides. It is a transcript of the gene kcnj8, whose product is annotated as potassium inwardly rectifying channel subfamily J member 8. The record is from RefSeq and is a predicted model, not a curated record. Gene Ontology annotation, cellular component: plasma membrane. Bases 236 to 1531 code for a protein of 431 amino acids. The transcript has 6 exons. Gene Ontology annotation, molecular function: ATP-activated inward rectifier potassium channel activity. Lineage: Eukaryota; Metazoa; Chordata; Actinopteri; Perciformes; Anoplopomatidae. Gene Ontology annotation, biological process: potassium ion import across plasma membrane; regulation of monoatomic ion transmembrane transport.